Messenger RNA from Cutaneotrichosporon oleaginosum, 1236 nucleotides. RefSeq lists its product as uncharacterized. NCBI's taxonomy places the organism in Eukaryota, Fungi, Basidiomycota, Tremellomycetes, Trichosporonales, Trichosporonaceae. The record is from RefSeq and is a predicted model, not a curated record.
GCACCUGUUCCCUCUGCUCUCUGACCCCUUCGGGCUGGUAGCUACUUCCGCACCCUCGCGAGCGCAAGCAGAGUGUACAGCGCAGAAGUAAGACAUAUCCAUGUCGACUCCCCAUUCCCCAGCAUGGAGGCAUACCAAAACCUUCCCAUACGCGACGCAAGAGCGCACGGGCAAUGAACCGUCAUUGCGAGAACGGCGAGGAUUGGACGCUCUUCCCUCUCCGCGUCCGCCAUUCUCCUACAGCCGUUCCGCCAACACAACUCCUCGGAGCGCACAUCACGAUUUGCACACCAGCGCCAGUUCAACGUCAAUACGGCCUCCCCAGUCUCCAGCCCCCAGCCUCACCCCCAGCAUGGCCAGCCUCACGCCGAGCCAAGCUCCCAGCUUUACGCCGAGCUUCACUCCAAGCUUCGCUCAAAGCACCGACUCGCGGCGGGGCUUAUUCCGACGCACUCACCGUGUAUCGACCUCCAUCUCACCCCCAACAUCGAUUUCUAUCUCACAGACACAGUGGCAACCCGCCAUGCCCUCGGCUAUACUGAGCGGGGAAGAUCAGCGUCCUGCGGCUGCACCUCGUUCGGUCUCAGACUCUGUCAUGCCCACGCUUCAGCUAAAGCCUAAACUUCAGCGUAAGAAGUCGAACGCCUCGCUUCUCUAUCAAGGUCUUGGACGUGGCUUGUCACGCCCGGCCUGCCUCGCCAGGGACACCCAGAAUCUCGAGCGCAGCAACAUCAGCUUCGCCCGUGAAGACGGAAUCGUCUGCGUCCAUAAGUCCUUCCAAGGGCGCAACGCCCCCCAGCAAAGGAUCGUCGUCGCCCCAAGCUCGGACCGCAACCCCAGGGCGCACAACUUCUCCUGUGUCCGCUUCCUCGGCGCGAAUUCCAUCGUCGAAACUGACUGUCCCGGUACAGCAACCACGGGGAAGAGGCCGCGGAAGAGCCUCCAACAGCACAGCUCCACCGGUAGCGAACCGCCGAAGUCUCAGCGCACCUCAAGGAGCCACCGUCAAGCGCUCGGCGAGUCUUUUGGGCAAGCUCCUGGACGACAUAGACUCGAAGAGCUCGAGGCCAUCGAGGCAGAUUUCUCGGGCGGAGCCGCUGUUUCCUCUCGCCGGAGAGAACGAGGAAGAGCUGCAGCGACGUCUCUCGGAUGACCUGCGCGGCUUUCACGAUAUUUCGAUUCCAGGUGAAGAUGGGUGGGCUGCCAGCAUUUUGGCCGCUUGGGACAGGGACAACA